GUUAUCCAGAAAGAAAAUGUUGAGAAAUUGGAGACUUUUGGUAAGAAGUUUUGCAACAAAUUCAAGUGAGGAAAUCGCUCCGAAGGUUGAUGUUAGUUUUCUACGUCCCCGUCAUCGAAUCAUUGCUGCUGGUGGGAUGCCACCGGUUCAAUUUGAUUCUGAGCGUGAACGAGCAUCUCGUCGUGAAAGAUUCGGAAAAUAUGGUCUAAAAAGUGGUGUACCAGUUGAAGAGCUGUUCCCAACAGCUGAAGAAAUUGAGGAAGAAGAAGCCAUUGGAUUGUUCAGAGAAUUUAAUAAUGCUAAGAAAGAAUACAAAGAACUACAGAAAAAGAAGAGGGAAUCAGAGUUAGCGAGAAUUGCUGAACUCGAGAAAAAUCUCAAAAAGUAUCCUGCAACACUUGCAAAAUAUGAAGCUUCAUUGGUUAAACAAGAACAAGAGAAAGACGAAAAGGAAGUAGCACUUGAAAAACGAAUUCGUGACAUUCAAGAAUACUUUGGAUAUUGGAUGGAUCCAAAAGAUCCAAGAUUCGAAGUGAUGCUACAGCAAAAAGAAGCAGAAGAGAAGAAGGCUGUGAAAAUGGCAAAGCGGGACGAAAUUCAGAAGAAACGAUUUGCAGAGAACGUUCAGGGAUAAUAUAUUUGUCAGAUUUCUUAAUUUUUCCUAGUUUUUCCUUUUGUCUUUUUCUAGAUAUAGUUUCUUGUUUUUGUUUUUAUUUUCUUCCAACAUUAUAAAUAUUUUCAAA
Caenorhabditis elegans is the source of this 743-nucleotide messenger RNA. It is a transcript of the gene K07A1.10, whose product is annotated as Large ribosomal subunit protein mL64. The coding region runs from base 17 to 634 and encodes 205 amino acids. The record is from RefSeq and is marked reviewed. The transcript has 3 exons. Gene Ontology annotation, cellular component: nucleus; mitochondrion. Lineage: Eukaryota; Metazoa; Nematoda; Chromadorea; Rhabditida; Rhabditidae.